Molecule: messenger RNA, 1494 nt
Organism: Capronia coronata CBS 617.96
Lineage: Eukaryota; Fungi; Ascomycota; Eurotiomycetes; Chaetothyriales; Herpotrichiellaceae
Exons: 3
Coding region: 1-1494 (497 amino acids)
Biological process (GO): transmembrane transport
Molecular function (GO): transmembrane transporter activity
Source: RefSeq, a predicted model, not a curated record
AUGACUACAAUAGCAGAUGAAACGCAGCCGUUGCUGCGCCAGAGAACUGCCGACAGCGUGGACAACAAAUCCGUGACCCAAGACGAUGUGGUGGUUGACUUCGAUGCCGACGGCGACGACGAGAAUCCUCUGGACUGGCGGCCAGCCUACAAAUGGGGCAUCGUCGCCCUGCUCUCCUUCAUCUCUUUUACAGUAACAUUCACAUGCCUAUCAGUCGUCCCCGUGUCCACUCACAUCGUGGACGAGCUGAGCCACGGCCACGGCAGCAAAUCGGCCAGUGUCCUCCUCGUCACGAUCUGGGAACUCGGGGAAUCGGCAGGACCGCUCUUGAUCGCCCCCCUGUCCGAGAUAUUCGGACGGUACCCAGUCUUUAAUGUGGCCAAUGUGCUGUUCAUCGCGGCGACCAUCCUCGCCGCACUGUGCCAGAGCACGCCGCUCUUCAUUGCCGCGCGAGCAUUGACCGGCCUGGCCGUGGCGUCGAAUGUCCUCAACCCGGCCAUCGUCGGCGACAUGUUUGUGUCUGACCAGCGCGGCUCCGCCAUGAGCAUGGUGAUGCUGGCGCCGCUGGUCGGCAGCGCCGUCGGGCCCGCCAUCGCCGGGCAAGUCGCGCAGAGCCUGGGCUGGCGUAAUGUCUUGUGGAUGAGUGUCGUUCUCGCCGGCACAGGCGAGAUCGUCUUCCUCACCUAUUUCCGCGAAACCUACAAAGUCGCCAUCCUCAAGCGCCGUGCUGCCAGGCUGCGGGCCGAGUCCGGCAACCCGCAGCUCAAGACGGUCUUUGGCGACGCGGACAUGAAGACCGAAACACAGCAUAAAUUCUGGGACUCGAUCAUGAGACCUGCCGUUGUGUUUUACAGCUCCGCCGUCUUGCAGGCCAUGUCACUGUUCGGGUCUCUCCUGUUCGCUUACUUCUACAUCUUCUCGACCACGCUGCCGGAUAUUCUGGAGCAGAUCUACGGCUUGUCGCCGGCCAAGACGGGCUCGACGUUCAUUAGUAUAAGCGUCGGCUCCGCCAUCAGCGUCGCAGUCAUCAACCGCACCCUCGACGGCAUCUACAUCCACCUCCGCACGCGCAACAAAGGUAUCGGCGAACCCGAGUUCCGGCUGCCUCUUGUCAUCAUCGGCGGCUUCACCGUGCCGUUCGUCGUCGCCCUCUACGGCUGGACCGCCCAAGCCCAGCUCCCCCUCUGGGUCAUGGUGCUGGCGAUCGCCCUGCUCGGCAUGACCACCAUGCUGGGCUUCAUCCCGCUGCUGACGUACGUGGUGGAUGCGUUCAAGCUGCACGCCGCCUCGGCCAUGACUGCCGUCAUUGUCACGCGGUGUCUGAUGGGCACGUUUCUGCCGCUGGCUACGCAGCCACUGGUCGAUCGGUUCGGGUAUGGUUGGGGGUUCACGGUCCUUGCUGCUGCUAGUCUCUUUGUGGCCCCCAUUCCUGUCUUGGUCUUUAGGUAUGGUGUGCGGUGGAGGCUUUUGUCGAAAUAUACGAGUGAGGAAUGA